AUGGACAUGGACAUGGACAUCGCUGCCCGUCUUGUGCAGGGGCAAAGCUUAAGACCGAUCCACAGCCACAAGUGUGCAGCCAUUCCUUUGUGGUCGCUGGUGGACAUCAUGUGGGUCAACGGCAAUGAAAGCUUCGCUUCAGAUAUUUACCAGUUGUUCGCCUUGGUGCUGCAGGUCAUCGAUAGAAAAAGCAUAUUUUAUUACAAUCCCGACAGGCUGGACUGUGAGUGGCAGCGGUUGCAGCAACACAGCAACUUAACCAACCAGCCACAGUGGGUGUGGCAAAGUCGGAUGCCCUUUACCCAACUGAAAGAGCAACAGACCAGCGAGCUGUUUGUUUUUGCCUGCUUGUCAGCGAGCUUAGAAGUGAAUGAGCUGGCUGGAUUGUCUAAGAGUCUAAAUCACUUGAGAGACGCACCUGUGCUUAUUGAGCUUUUUGACAGCACCUCCAUCCAUCGAUCGGACAAGGACUAUUUGGCUACUCAAAUGCUAACGUAUUGCCUGAAUAAUGCGAUGCUCAAUGUGGCGCUCUAUUUUCAGCAAGACAGAAGUGAUUUAACUCUCUACAGUUUCCUAGCGUUUCCUAGUUAUACGCUGAUCAAGCGAAAAUUCCUCAAUUCCAAAUUAACUGGAGAAGAAAAGGAACUGUUUCCUAAUCAGUUGGCUAAUCUUAGAGGCUACCCGUUGCGCGUCAUGCCUGAUUUUUCGGAACCAAAUUCUAUAUUGUAUCGCGAUGCAAACGGAGUGGCGCAUAUUUCGGGAUACGUAUGGCGCAUGAUGGAGGCCUUUGCUAAGAAACAUGGGGCCAAUAUCACGGCACUGUAUCCGUCUUGGCGGCCGGGAAGAAAUCUAGGCGAGUUCUAUAUGCUGGAGUUCACAAGAAAUGGAAGCGUCGAUUUCGGCCUACUCACUGUACAAAUGACCACAAAGUUUUCGAGCAGGUACUAUCAGUAUUCAUUUCCCAUAUUUUACGCCGGCUGGUGCAUUAUGUUGCCAAUAGAGCGUCACAUAGAGCUGAGUGCAAUGUUUAUGAGAAUCCUGAAGCCCAAAGCACUGGCUCUACUUCUCACCACUUUGGGCGCCUGUUACCUUUUGCUCCAUCUGGAACGUGUCAUCGUUCCAUCUUGGCUUCAUUGCUAUUUACGUAAUAUGCGCCUUGUGCCCUGGUUACUAGCUCCACUAGUGCUGUGUGCCUGCCAGGCACAGAUGUUUUCGCUUAUCAAAAUAUGUCCAAUGAAAGCACCCAUCGAUAGCUUCGACGCCCUGCUAGCAUCGGAUCUGCGAAUAUUUGGUAUACGUGCAGAGUUUGAUAGCUUAGACGGAGCUUUUCGUGCCAAAUAUGCAGCAGCAUUCAGGCUGACUGGAAAUGUCACCGAAUUGUUUCAGCUGCGAAACAGCUUCAACGUUAGCUGGGCAUAUACAAUCACACACAUUAAGUGGGUCGUAAUGAAUGAGUUGCAGAGCUACUUUCACAGACCUCUCUUUCGUUAUUCGGACCUGUGUUUGUCACAGAACUAUCCCUUCAGCAUCCUGCUGGCCGACGAGUCCGUAUACCGGAAAACUUUGAUGAUGUUCAGUUUGAGAGCUCGCUCAUCGGGCCUGAUUGAUUACUGGAUGCGAAAUAGUUUCAUUGAUAUGGUAAAAGCUGAACGCAUGAAGAUCAAGGACUACAGCACGCCCAACCAGGUGCAACAGCUUCGACUGCAGGACUUUCGCUAUGUGGGAUUUUGCUGUGGUGGUGGCUUACUUUUGGCAUUCAUUGUGUUCGUGGCUGAGCUGUUGCCAUUCUACGUCAAUGUGUGGCUGGAUAGCUUGUAG
Molecule: messenger RNA, 1818 nt
Organism: Drosophila hydei
Lineage: Eukaryota; Metazoa; Arthropoda; Insecta; Diptera; Drosophilidae
Gene: Ir94h
Exons: 3
Coding region: 1-1818 (605 amino acids)
Source: RefSeq, a predicted model, not a curated record